Molecule: messenger RNA, 371 nt
Organism: Prorocentrum cordatum
Lineage: Eukaryota; Dinophyceae; Prorocentrales; Prorocentraceae
Source: the annotation of a GenBank genome assembly
GCUUCAACGACUCCGUCCUGGCGCCAAUCCCAAACGGCGAGGACCAAAUGCUCCCACCACAGCUCGAAAACACGGACUUCAAGAUCAUCGCCGCCAACUGCGACCGCAAGAUCCACGCCACCGUGUCCAACAACGCGCAAGCGUAUCAACGUGGCUUCCUUCAUGGACGCCAGGUUACAGCCAGCAUCGCGCAGAUGGACACUAUGGCGAGAGCGAUGAACUGGCUCGCCGCCACCAACCAGACCGAGCACGGAAACUCGAUGAUGGAUUCCUACGACUUUGUCGCCGCUUUCCCGUCGCUGGACCAGACCUGGCUGUGGGAUGCUGACGGUACUGCUAGUCUCGAGAGCGGCCUUGUGCAUGCGCUGAAG